AAACGGCUGGCGUCUCUGCCGCGGGCGGGCGGGCGGGCGCCGCGGGACUCUCGGAUCCGGUGCGCGCGCGCACGCUCGCGCUUAGGCCGGCGGCGACGCUUCUUCGAGAACUUGGGGGGCCGAGAAACACGAGCCCGAGAUGGCGCUCCCCACGCUGCCCUCUUACUGGUGCAGCGGGAGACCCCUGGACCAGCAGGUCGCACGCCAGCGCCAGCGAGAGCAGGAGGCCCAGCUUCGCCUGCAGUGGGAAGAGAACAGCCGUUAUUUCAGGAUUUCGGACAUCCACAGCUCCAAACAGGCCGAAUGGAGCUCCGAGACCUCCUAUCGGCGGAGCAUGCACGCGUACCAGCGUGAGAAGCUGAGGGAGGAGAAGAGGAUGAGUCUGGAGGUCCGGCGUGAGAGACUCAGGCAGCUGGUGCUGGAGGAGCAGGACCUGCUGGCCGCUGAGCUGGAGGAGCUGAGGCUGAGCAUGAGCCUGCGGGAGCGAAGAAUCCGGGCACAGCACCGGGAUCUGAAGUCAGCCCGAGAGGAACAAAGGAAACUGAUUGCUGAACAACUCUUAUAUGAACACUGGAAAAAAAACAAUCCCAAACUUCGAGAGAUUGAGUUGGACCUUCACAAGAAGCACGUGAUCGAUUCCUGGGCAACACAGAAAGAAGAGAAAAAACAGCAAGAAGCCACGGAACAGCAGGAGAAGAAGCGGUUUGAAAACGAGUAUGAAGCAGCGCGCAGGGAGGCGAUGGACCGGCUGAGAGCGGAGGCGGAGCGGAGGCAGCAGGAAGACAAACUGCAGGCUGAGGCGCUGUGCCAGCAGAUGGAGGAGCUCAAGCAGAAGGAGAUGGAGGCAACCAAGCUGAAGAAGGAGCAGGAGAACCUGCUGAAGCAACGCUGGGAGCUGGAGAAGCUGGAGGAGGAGAGGAAGCAGAUGGCCGCCCUCCGGCGCAAGGCGGAGCUGGGGCGUUUCCUGAGACAUCAGUACAAUGCGCAGCUGCACAGGCGGACCCAGCAGAUCCAGGAGGAGCUGGAGGCAGACGGGCGGAUCCUGCAGGCGCUCCUGGAGAAGGAAGGCGAACUGCAGCGUGUCGAGCUGGCCAGGCGGGAGCAGGCCCUGGCCGAUGCAGCCUGGAUGAAGCAGGUCAUCGAGGAGCAGCUGCAGCUCGAGAAAGCUCGGGAGGCAGAGCUGCAGCUGCUGCUGAGGGAGGAGGCCAAGGAGAUGUGGGAAAGGAGAGAAGCGGAGUGGGCUCGAGAGCAGAGUGCGAGGGACAGACUGAUGAACGAGGUUCUCAUGGGGAGGCAGCAGCAGAUACAAGAAAAGAUCGAACAGAACCGGAGGGCACAAGAGGAAACCCUAAAACACAGGGAAAAACUCAUCCAGAGUCUGGAGGAGGCAAAGCAGUCAGCUCAGCGUGCAAAGGAGGAGAGAGAGGAGCUGAAGUCAGCCAGGAAGCAGGAGCUGGAAGCCCAGGUUGCGGAGCGCCAGCUCCAGGCGUGGGAAGCAGCCCAGCAGGCGGAGGCGGAAGAGGAGGAGGUCCAGCGGGCAGAACGGCUCUCGGAUGCCCUGUUGCAGCAGGAGGCGAAGGCCAUGGCUGAGGAGGGCUACCGGCCCAAGCCUUAUGGACACCCCAGAAUUGCCUGGGACUGACGUUGAGCACAGAGGAGCAUGCCGGACUUGAUAGACAGCUCCAGACAUCUGCACAGUGCUUGUUCUGGCCAGGGCUCAGGGCGCUGCUGGGUAGUUUGGCCAUGGCAGGACAUCGUGGUCCAGCGGAAUGUGAAGAUGCCAUAGGUGUGCAGCGCCCGGUGAGAGCCUCCCCUGCCUUCCUCACCCCGACCCACGUUUGCAGCACUGUCCAGAGGUCAUCCAUGCUUUCUGCAUAGACUUCAGAGCUACCGAGAACAAGUUGUAUUCCCAGCACAGGAUAUGUAGGUUCCCUGUACAUGUCAGCUCUAGGGAGGACCAGUCACAGAGAGGAAGGACCUUUCGGGUUUUAAAGUUGCCAUUUAAUAAGUUAUUCUAUUGAAGGCAGACUCGCAGGGUCUUGGUGUAGUUAUUUCAGGUCAUUAGCUGCGUAGCCCCAAAGGAAGAGCCCGGCAGUCUGGGCUUCAUCUGCCGUGCGUUCUGCAAAGACCCGGCAAAGGAGCUCCUUGUUCUGCAGUGUUGUGAGAAUUCCCAUGGGGGGCCGGGGCGUAGUUCAGUGUGGAACGCUUCCCUAGAACCUGUCUGGUCCUCAUCCCAGCCCCAGCCCCACCAAGAAGAAAAGAAGCCCAUAGAGCAUUAGAACACAUGUCGUCAAGGGCACCUGGCUGGCUAGCCUAGUAAAGGCAGGGGCGUGACUAGGACCUCCAGAGUCCAGGGCAGGCCUGUGUGCAGCCCUGUGGGAAUUAUGUGCCCAGAGGAGCAUGCGACCCUGGAGAAAUGGAAUCAAUCACAGCUGACCCCAUUUCCCCCACUGUUGGAUCCCGUGUGACACAGGCCCGACUCACCUCUGCCCACAGCUGUGGCUCCUUGCAGCAACAGUUGUUAGGUUUAUGACUUGUACUUUCCCACGCCCUUCCUCUGGGGUUCCGCACCCCAGUAAACUCCAGCCAGUUGUAGGGUCUCGUCUCUGGUUAUGGAAACCCAGAGCUUAUGAGACAGCCCAGGUCUGUGGGCCACGUCCCUUUCCUCCUCCGCUGUGGAACCCCAGCCCAGCCUCUGCACUUCCCACUGGAGCUCUCGGAUGUGGUCCCCGAGCAGCAUUUCCAUUAGGCACUUUUCAGAUGCUCACUAACGUGAAGGAAAGCUCAGGCUGUCACUGCUGCCGGUGGGUGCUGGGCAGGUUGAUGCGGACAGCCCACAUCACGGGUCUUCCACUGGUCACAUCGCACAGGUUACUCUCACUUCUCUUGUGAACAUGGUUCUCUCUCCCCUCCUGUUUUCCGAGACAGGGUUUCUCUGUGUAGCCCUGCCUGUCCUGGAACUCUGUAGACCAGGCUGGCCUCGAACUCAGAGAUCACCUGCCUCUGCCUCCUGAGUACUGGCAUUAAAGGUGUGCGGCACUCUGCCCACAUGGCUUUUCCCUCUUAUUUCUCCCGGAACCACAGAAAAUCACUAGUGGUUGCACACUGCUCCAGGGCAGAACCCGGUGGACAGACACUGCACACAGGUAUCGAAGGUUUACUGGACAAGCAUUGUUUUUCUGGCAUUAAAAUGAUGUCCCACUA
This is a messenger RNA of Peromyscus maniculatus bairdii (prairie deer mouse), 3204 nucleotides long. RefSeq names its product trichoplein keratin filament binding (gene Tchp). Lineage: Eukaryota; Metazoa; Chordata; Mammalia; Rodentia; Cricetidae. The record is from RefSeq and is a predicted model, not a curated record. Gene Ontology annotation, cellular component: keratin filament. Gene Ontology annotation, biological process: apoptotic process.